Molecule: messenger RNA, 1551 nt
Organism: Cicer arietinum (chickpea)
Lineage: Eukaryota; Viridiplantae; Streptophyta; Magnoliopsida; Fabales; Fabaceae
Product: zinc finger protein CONSTANS-LIKE 15-like
Molecular function (GO): zinc ion binding; protein binding
Source: RefSeq, a predicted model, not a curated record
UACUUGUCCCCACUACUAUUACUAUUACUAUUACUAUUACUAUUACCUUCACAUACAUUCCGCGUCCUCACUUUCCCAUGCUUAUCAUGUGCGAUGCUAUUUUUCUUCAUAAAGCUACUUCACACUUCACUUCUCAAAAUAUCACUACUUAGUUUCGUAGUUGUGAAUCAAAACGAUGUCGUUUCCGUGUGACUACUGCGACUCAAGAAGCGCGGUGCUAUACUGCAGACCAGACUCCGCCAAACUAUGCUUAGUAUGUGAUCAGCACGUGCACUCCGCAAACGCACUCGCAUUCAAGCACGUGCGAUACCAAAUUUGCCAAAACUGCAAAAACGACGCCGCUUCAGUUCGUUGCUUCACCGAUAACCUAGUCCGAUGUCCCCGCUGCGAUUGGGAAGCUCACGGCGACGGCGACGACGACUCUUCCCCUCCUCUCCACAACCGCCGCCGUCUCGACGGUCUCUCCGGCUGUCCCUCCGUUCACGAGAUCGUCUCUGCUCUGGGGCUUGAUUUGAAGCUAAACGACGCCGUUUACGUCGCGGAGUUCGAAGGUCCCGUGGUUCCUGUUGUUCAGAAUAGAGAUGAGGUUUAUGAACAGGUAGUGGAAGUUGCAAAGAGAAAGAGGGAUUUUGAAGGUUCAGUGUGUGGUGGUGAAGUAAAAAAUGAGUUCAAUUUCAAUGAUUGUAGUAAUGAAGUUGAUGAUUCAUUGCUUCUUCAGCAAACUCCGUUUACUUCUAUGCUCAAUUGGCCAUCUGAAUUUGAAGUUGAAGCUAAGAAAAACAAUAACAAUGAUUACGGAACUGAACCCGGUGUUCUUCUCUGGGAUCGUAACCCCACCUAUCAACCUCCUCAGGUCUGGGAUUUUCAAUUACAAAAAUCAAGAGAUAUGACAUAUGAUGGUGCGGAAGAAGCUUCCUUAUCGGUUCCGAAAUCAAUGAAACAUGUGCUCGAUAUGAGUUCCUCAACACUUGGUGAUUAUAUUCUAUCAAGAAAUAAUCAGUCAGAUCAGUCAUCAUCAAGCCAUGUGAAGGAGAAAGUAGAAAGCAACAAGAAAACUAAAGAUGGGCUAUCAUCUCAGUCCAAAUUGACUAAAUCCAUAACACAUGGCACUAACAACAUUGUACCGGUUAUGGAGCCUCUUUUGAGUGGGAGUGAAAAUGAUAGCAACAUAAAAGCCAAGGUUAUCUUGGAAGAGCAAGCAAGGAAUAGAGGGGAUGCCAUGUUACGCUACAAGGAGAAGAAGAAAACUCGAAGGUUUGACAAGCACAUUCGCUAUGAGUCAAGGAAGGCUAGGGCUGAUACGAGAAAGAGAGUGAGAGGGAGAUUUGUUAAGGCAACUGAUACAAGUGAUAUUCAAGCAGGAUGAGUGCCUUCUCAGAAAAGAAAUCCCAUCCCACGGCAUUGCCCCUGAAUGUGUAUACAUAUAUAUUAUUAUACUAUAAUAUCAGAGAAAUAUUGAUAGGUUCUAGUUUUAAUGAGUAAUUUCAUGAGUAUCGAUUUAUUGAUUUGAAUCUUUCUUGGUAGAAGAUUUAUAUGAAUUUUUAUUACUCC